UUAUUCAGUUAGUUUCCAUGCAGAGACUUAACGAACGAGAUGCGAAUUUUUUGGAUUGCAGCUAUAUCGUUCUCGUGGCAAUUUUCAGACGCCUUUUAUUAUAUGCCCAAAUUCCUUUGCAUUCCACCAUAUGUGGCCAUUAAUGGAAGCUGCCUGAUUCCUACCCCCACAGAACCCACGAUCCUGCCCUGUUUGAAGAACCUUCAAAACAGAACGGUGUUUCCGGAAAAUCGUGAAGUAGUUACCGUUAGUCCCCCGAAUUUAAUACCCGAAGAUGGUGCUACUAUCGGAGAAAGCCCUUCUAAAGAUAAAAAGCCUUAUAUUCCUAUCAACGUACCAGUAAAGCCUAUUUCGGAAAAUUCCCCAAUAAAUCAAAUACCUCAGGAAGCAGGAGCAGGAGUUGAAGGCGAUAAGACAAACGAAGAUUUAAAUCCGGCUGUUCCGGAUGCAAAUAAAGUGCCUACUGAGAGUUCGGAAAAUACCUUAGAUACGGAGUCCAAUGACAACAAUAUUGGUAAACCCGAAGACUCCGAUCAAAACGAAAGUAAUCCGGAUAGUAUAACACCGAGUAAACAAGAAAAUUCGACCCUAAUUUCAACAAGUCCUGGACAAGAAACAAAUGAAAGCAAUCUUCCGAAAAAAGGAUCUAAUACAGACAGUAAAUUAAAACCGCCAAUUUCGGAAGAUUCCCAAAUAAAUAAUAUACCCCCGGAAGAAGGAUCAUUUGAAGGUGAUAAUACAAACAAAGAUUUAAAUCCGACCGUUCCUGAAGAGAGCAAAGUGCCUACUGAAAGUUCAGAAAAUAACUUAGAUUCGGAAUCCAAUGACAACUAUGUUGGUAAACCCGAAGACUCCGAUCAAAACGAAAGUAAUCCGGAUAUUAUAACACCGAGUAAACUUGAAAACUCGAGCAUGAUUUCAACAAACCAUGGACAAGAAACAAAUGAAAGCAACCUUCCAGAAAAUGGAUCUAGUUCAGGCAGUAAAUUAAAGCCGCCUAUUCCGGAAAAUUCCCAAAUAAAUCAAACAUCUCCGGAAGCAGGAGCAGGAGUUGAUAGCGAUAAAACAGACGAAGAUGUAAAUUCGACCGUUCCCGAUGCAAAUAAAGUGCCUACUGAAAGUUCAGAAAAUAUCUUAGAUUCGGAAUUCAAUGACAACAAUAUUGGUAAACCCGAAGACUCCAAUCAAAACGAAAGUAAUCAGGAUAUUAUAACACCGAGUAAACAUGGAAAUUCGAGCCAAAUUUCAACAAACCCUGGACAAGAAACAAAUGCACAAACAAACAAACCUGUAACAAACAAAGAUCCUGUAAAUGGGUCUAAUGCAAGCAGCAUAUUAAAACCGCCUAUUUCGAAAAAUGCCCAAAUAAAUCAAAUACCUACGGAAUCAGGAGCAGUUGAAGGUGAUAAGACAAACAAAGAUUUAAAUCUGGAUGUUCCUUAUGUAAAUAAAUUGAGUUCAAAAAACACUAUAAAUUCGGAGCCCAACAAUACGAAUAUUAGUAAACCCGAAGACUCCGACCAAAACGAAAAUAAUCCCAAUAUCAUUACACCGAAUAAACCUGUGAAUUCGAGCGUAACUUUAACCAAUUCUGGACAAGAAACAUAUGGAAUCAGAGAUCCUGUAAAUGGAUCGAAUGCAAGCAGCAUACAGAAUGUUUCGAAACCAAGAAAGCUUGAUGGUAAAAAUAUUGAAAGUAACCUAGCCGUAGGAAACGAUAUUAAGCCUGGAAACAUUAAUCCGAAAAAAGAAAACACAAUAGUUUCGUCAAUUUCGGAAAAUCCUACAAUAAACAUAACUGGUGAUUUACUUCCCGAAAACAUGGAAAGUCCAACAAAGCUAUCAAGUGUUUCCUUAGCUAAGAUACCUAGUACAAGACCUACAAUUUCUCAACCUCCUAAGAAGGGAAUUAGUAUUUUGCCGCCCAAAAUGCCCCCAAGAAUUUACUAUGAUUUGAAUCCUCCAAAAUCCAAAAUACCUUCGAUUUCAGGAGCAGAUGCUGGUGUUCUUCCGAUAAGUCCAUCAAUUCCCGAUACAGAUAAAAUAAGCAGUGGUAUCUUACCAUCAGAAAUACCUUCGAUUUCAGAAACAGAUGCUGGCUUUCUUCCGAUAAGUCCUUCAAUUCCUGAUACAGAUAAAAUAAGCAGUGGCAUCUUACCAUCUGAAAUACCAAUACAAACAGCUUUACCCGGUGAUUUAAAUCCUUCAAAAGAUCCUUCGAUGCCCGAAAUGGGUCCAGUGAGGGAUCCUUCAAUUCCUGACACAGAAAAUUUGAUUAAAAACACAUUGCCAUCCGAAGGGCUGUCAAAAAUUGUCUCACUCGGAGAUUUGCAUACACCGAUAAUUCCUGAUACUAAUGAAGUUAUAAAUGGUUUAUUACCAUCCGAACGUCCGAAUCAAAUACCAUCGUCUGGGAAUACGGGUCAUCCAAAUACACACCAAAUAACUGGAGUAGUAUCUGCAACUAAGCCAGUAGUUCCUGCUCUUCCUGGCACACAUAAUUUGGUGCCUGUGCCCAAACAGCCAAUACUGCCAAAGAUUCCAGAGGCGGAUCAUUCGAUAAAUGAAGAACAUUUGAACGCUAAACCACAAUCACCUAAAAUUCACAUACCCGGGGCGCCGAAGAUAAUUGAUCCCAAAAUUCAUAUUCCUAAGUCCAAAGAGCCCAUACUACCAAAGAUUCCUGAAACGGAUCAUUUGAUAAAUGAAGAAGAUUUGAUCGGUAAACCACAAUCACCCAAAAUUCACACACCCGAGGCGCCGAAGAUAAUUGAUCCCAAAAUUCAUAUUCCUGAAUCCAAAGAGCCAAUACUACCAAAGAUUUCUGAAACGGAUCAUUUAAUAAAUGUAAAAGAUUUGAUCGCUAAACCACAAUCACCCAAAAUUCACAUACCCGAGACGCCGAAGAUAAUUGAGCCCAAAAUUCAGAUUCCCGAGGAUCCAAAAAUGCCCAAAUUAAUUAGACCUGAAGACCUAUAUCCGAAAGAUAUAAAUAUCUAUGAUCUUUUGCCCAAGGACAUGUUUGCCUAAAGCCUUAUUUUCACCGGUGCUUAAAAGUUAAUAUACUUUUGAAAAAUCACACCGGGCUUAGUUGCGCAUUGAGGAGAAGAAUAAAUGAAUAUUCAAAUGAUUUAUUUGAAUUUUACCAUAUCCCUCGGUAAUAA
Drosophila simulans is the source of this 3164-nucleotide messenger RNA. Its product is annotated as titin. The coding region runs from base 40 to 3030 and encodes 996 amino acids. The transcript is spliced from 29 exons. The record is from RefSeq and is a predicted model, not a curated record. Lineage: Eukaryota; Metazoa; Arthropoda; Insecta; Diptera; Drosophilidae.